Messenger RNA from Exophiala aquamarina CBS 119918, 822 nucleotides. RefSeq lists its product as uncharacterized. Lineage: Eukaryota; Fungi; Ascomycota; Eurotiomycetes; Chaetothyriales; Herpotrichiellaceae. The transcript has 2 exons. The record is from RefSeq and is a predicted model, not a curated record. Bases 1 to 822 code for a protein of 273 amino acids.
AUGCCUAACCUAGGAUAUGUCUCCCUACCCUCACCGGAAACGAGCCCAAGGUUGGCACAACACGAAUCGUUUGAUCUAUCAAACCCACACCACCGUCGCGCUCUAGGCGCGUUCGACGAAGAAACCUGUCGCUACUUCCUUCGCACAAUUGGUGCUGAGAUCGUCCCAUGCUACCCCUUCUCAUUUGGCAUGGAGGAGGUGUACUCUCGCAUUCUGGAAACAUACGGAACGAGGAGAGCCUGCGACGUGAUAAGCGUACUGGAGGAACUUCUGGAAGACGAGACAUCUGCAGGAGGCCAGGGAGACGACGGCGAUGUCUUCCGUUCAUGGCGCCAUGGCUGGCGAUAUCGCAACAUUGACUCAUUGAAUCCCUUCAUACCCAAAGUCGGCAAAUUUGUCCUCCUCCCAGCAACCCGCCGCGACAUCCGCCAGGCGAAGAAAGAGAACUUCCUGGAGCUCUCUUUGAACGGCGGCCUCAACACACUCAGCGACUCCCUCACAGUCAACUUUCCAGAUGACCUCUUAGAGUCCGCCAGCCCAAAGAGCCGUCUCGCUGGGAGCCUGAGCUCCGAGCUGCCCAUGAUCGCUAUCCCGCGGCAGCGAAGUCGCAACGCCCUCGCCGCCGAGAACCGCGACGCGCGAAUCAUAGAGGGCACAAUCUUCAGCAGAAAGGGCGCCGCCAAGAGAUUGUCCUCCCUGCCCUGGGUCCCGCCUCUCGUGGCUCCCAGAAGCAUAUCGCGGAGCAGCUGGUUGCAUGAAUUGCGUGGUGUCUUCCGAACUGACAGCGUUGUCAAAGUCCGUGUUUGCAGCAAGGAGGUCUGA